CGGGAGGAAAUGACUCGUGAGGCCUCCUUCUGCCGGCUGAGUGCUGCCCUCCCCCUCCUGCUCACACACCGGCCCAGUGCCUGCUGCCAUGAGGGUCCAGGUCUCUAUAUUGUUGUUGUUCCUGGGCCUGGUCCCAGCCCUGGUUCCGACUCAGCAAGAUAACUCCCUGAAGGAUGUCAUAACGACGACCUUGCUGGCUGAGCAGAGGGCAAUCGUCAGCCCGAGGCCUGAAGCAGGGCAGGACUAUGGAGUCAUGACCCCAUCUAACCCCAACUUGGAUUUGAGAGACCAAGAUGCAGAGGGGGAAAACACAUCUAGCGCAGGGAGUGGGCAUCAUGUGGAAGACGAGGUGACCAAGGCCACCACAGGAUCUAGAGGUUCCAGUUCCAGCAGCACGAGCACAACCGCUUCAGGCUCCAAGAGGCCUGUUACCCACAGAGAGACUGGGAGCUUGGCCAGAUUAGGAGCCGGCCAAAGCCAGGAGGAAAUCUUCAGUUACGAUUACAACUCCCUGCGCAAGUGGGGCCUGAUAGCUGCCGCCAUCCUGUUCGUCCUGGGCAUCCUCAUCCUCACCUGUGGUAAAUACGGGAAAUUCUCCAGAUGUGGGGGCCGGAAGCAGAGGAGCGCCUAUGAUAUCUCACGACUCUGAGGCAUCCCCUGCUGGGGGAUCCCUGUGGGGCUGGACACUGCUUGGAGGGGCCGGCUCGGAGCCCCACAGCGAUGCUGCGUGCCUGUUGGGGCGGCUGGGGCAGAACCAGCAGCACAGACCUGAGGGCUGCCAAGUGCCCCUUGCUCCCCCCUCUGUGAUCCGUCUGUCAACAGCACCCCAGCUCUGAUCACCCCAGCCCGACCCCUCUAGCCCCCACCGAUUCCCCAGCCUGCCCCCGGGCCUGGAUCCUCCAUCCCUCUCCUUUCCCCCCAUCUCUGUCCCCUCUCUGUCCCAGUCUGAUCUCCCACAUUCCUCUCUCCACUCCCUUCCAGACUUGUCCUCCCAUCCCUGUCCCCUCCCCCUUCCUGGCCUGGAUUCCCCAUCCUUGUCCCCCAUUCAGGCCUUAUCCCCCCCCGCCCCAAUCCGAGUCCCCAGUCUGUGCCUGGCCUGCCCCCCCGGCCCCAUCUCCGAGCUCCAGUUGCCCCAUGUUGUAUUUUGAUGACAUUAAAUGCCUGCCCCUGGGGAAGCAAAG
This is a messenger RNA of Gopherus evgoodei (Goodes thornscrub tortoise), 1181 nucleotides long. Its product is annotated as FXYD domain-containing ion transport regulator 5-like. The record is from RefSeq and is a predicted model, not a curated record. The transcript has 11 exons. The coding region runs from base 89 to 649 and encodes 186 amino acids. Gene Ontology annotation, molecular function: sodium channel regulator activity. Gene Ontology annotation, cellular component: membrane. Lineage: Eukaryota; Metazoa; Chordata; Testudines; Testudinidae. Gene Ontology annotation, biological process: regulation of sodium ion transmembrane transporter activity.